Messenger RNA from Fopius arisanus, 1163 nucleotides. RefSeq lists its product as uncharacterized. The record is from RefSeq and is a predicted model, not a curated record. NCBI's taxonomy places the organism in Eukaryota, Metazoa, Arthropoda, Insecta, Hymenoptera, Braconidae.
UUGCGUUUAAACUUAAUUGAUCAACAGUUCUAAUUAUGAAUAAUGAAUAUUAAUAAAAUGACAGUAACAAUUCAUAGGUACGGAGAUGGAAUUUGAUCAUUUAUUUGCCGAGUCGGAUAUUGAAGAAACCGACUCACAGAAUCGCACUGAGUCAUUGACUAGUGAGCCGAAUGAUUCAACGCCUGGUAAUAAUUUUAUUUAUUCACCUUAUCAACGAUUAGUUGAACGAAGGCGUAGAAGAUUUGAGAAACUUUUUGAGACCAUUAGAAUGCGAGGUCUGAUGCUAAAUAGAGAGCUGCCAUCGACUAAAAAUGAUAAUAAAAAUAACAGCCAUAAAAUGGCAGUAAAUGAUAAUCAAAGGAAUCCAUUGGGCAUUGCUGGACCAUCGCGAAUUGUUGACGCUCCAGUUGAUUAUAGUACAACUGGAUCUACUAGUAAUAGUCCCAAUGAGGUUGGUAAUGUUGAAUCAAUAACCAAUGACCCAACCCCUUAUGAAACCGAUGAGCAAUCCAUUAGCCAAAGCAAUACUGCAUUACGUCAUAACGAACGAUCUGAUGAUACACCAUCAGCGCCUGAUUUACAGUUAGAUUGGUCGACUUCCGGUAGCGAGAGUGACGAUGAGGAAGGUUCAGUUAAAGUUUUGGGGACAGUUAACAAUAUAGAUCACCAACAGCCACAGCAAGAACACCGCCCGCAAGCAGUACCCGUUGUAGAUCUAACUGUUGAAUCUGAUGAAGAACAUGGAAACGGCCAGGCGAACUCAAGUCAGUCCUCUCAACCUUUAGCAUCGAGAGCACAAUCCUCGAGAAACGAUGUGCAUUGUGUGCACCGAAGUCACAAUUACAGCCGGAUGAGACGUAUGAUGCCUCCACAAUUUCAUUUUUACCAUCCACAAGAUCUAUAUCAUCACCGAUCCUUCUACCACGAUCGAGCUCCAAGUACUGCUGGCUCCACUGGCUCUCGAAUCCAUCCAGUUCAUCAGCGCAUGUGGCUGCAUCAGCAGAGAAUGCAAGAGACUCAACGGCGUCGAUUGUAUCCAAGAUCAUCAGCUUUACAUAUUUGUCAACCACAGCAACAACAGCAACAGCAACAAACAUCGCUUUCUAAUGCACACCCUGGCCUUUAUCAACCUCCUCCUCAUUAUCUCGUUGAUGGUGAUAACA